Messenger RNA from Callorhinchus milii (elephant shark), 7682 nucleotides. It is a transcript of the gene hook3, whose product is annotated as hook microtubule-tethering protein 3. Gene Ontology annotation, biological process: cytoplasmic microtubule organization; cytoskeleton-dependent intracellular transport. The record is from RefSeq and is a predicted model, not a curated record. Bases 171 to 2312 code for a protein of 713 amino acids. Gene Ontology annotation, molecular function: dynein light intermediate chain binding; microtubule binding. The transcript is spliced from 22 exons. NCBI's taxonomy places the organism in Eukaryota, Metazoa, Chordata, Chondrichthyes, Chimaeriformes, Callorhinchidae. Gene Ontology annotation, cellular component: cytoplasm; centrosome.
AGCCAGCGGGUUCUCGAGCGCUGACGUGCCGCUGUUGGAACCGGGAACGGUUGGUUGGCAGUUGGUGGCCGUUGCGGCUUUGUUGUGGAGGAGCGGCGGUGGGCGCGAGCGGGCAGGACAUCCCCCCCCCACCCCCACACCACUCGGCCUCUACGUGUGCCUCGGGAGAGAUGAACGUGGACCGCAUCGAGCUGUGCGAGAGUCUGCUGACCUGGGUCCAAACAUUUGGUAUCCAGGCACCAUGCACAAAAAUAGAUGAUUUAACAAGUGGAGUUGCGAUGGCCCAGGUCUUGCAGAAGAUCGACCAAUCAUGGUUUGAUGACACCUGGAUAAAUCGUGUCAAAACUGAAGUGGGGGAUAACUGGCGUCUGAAGGUUAGCAAUUUAAAGAAAAUUUUAAAAGGAAUUCUGGAUUACUAUCAUGAGGUCUUGGGACAGCAGAUUGCUGACUUUCCUCUGCCAGACGUUAACUUGAUAGGAGAACAUUCUGAUGCCGCAGAACUCGGGCGAAUGCUGCAGCUAAUUCUUGGUUGUGCUGUCAACUGUGAGCAGAAACAAGAGCACAUACAAACUAUCAUGAUGAUGGAAGAGUCUGUUCAGCAUGUUGUUAUGGCAGCCAUUCAGGAGCUCAUGAGCAAAGAAACGCCAGCAGCCCUUGGAAAUGAUGCUUAUCUGGACCUUGAGCGGCAGUUGAAGAAAACCACUGAAGAACUAAAUGAAGCUUUAGCUGCAAAAGAGGAGAUAGCACAAAGAUGCCAUGAACUAGAUAUGCAGGUUGCGGCUCUACAAGAGGAAAAAAGUAGUUUACUAGCAGAAAAUCAAAUUCUUAUGGAUCGCCUCAACCAAUCUGAUUCCAUUGAAGACCCCAACAGCCCAGCAGGACGUAGACAUCUUCAACUUCAAUCCCAGUUGGAACAGCUACAAGAAGAAACCUUCAGAUUAGAAGCAGCAAAAGAUGACUUUCGGAUUCGAUGUGAGGAACUUGAGAAAGAACUUAUUGAAUUACGAGAACAAAACGAAGAGCUUACGAGCCUUGCAGAUGAAGCCCAGACUUUAAAGGAUGAGAUGGACGUUCUUAGGCAUUCGUCUGAUAAAGUGGGGAAACUGGAAGGCAUUGUAGAAGUGUACAAAAAGAAGCUGGAGGAUCUGGGUGACUUGCGGCGGCAGGUGAAGCUCCUUGAGGAAAAGAACACAAUGCACAUGGAGAACACGGUCAAUCUAGAAGAGGAGCUCCGCAAGGCAAAUGCUGCCCGGGCACAGCUAGAAACUUAUAAGAGACAGGUUGUCGAACUUCAAAACCGCUUAUCCGAAGAGUCAAAAAAGGCAGAUAAAAUGGAGUUUGAGUAUAAGAGGCUGAAAGAAAAAGUGGACACUCUCCAGAAAGAGAAAGAUAGGUUAAGAACUGAGAGAGAUUCCUUGAAGGAAACUAUUGAAGAACUAAGGUGCGUACAAGUGCAUCAAGACCAACUCACAGCAGGACUUACCCCACUGACUAGUCAAGAAACAUCCGACAGUUUAGCAGCAGAGAUAGUAACGCCUGAAAUAAAGGAAAAGCUUAUCCGGCUGCAGCAUGAAAAUAAGAUGCUGAAGAUAAACCAGGAGGGAUCUGAUAAUGAAAAGAUAGCCCUGCUGCAAAGCCUACUGGAAGACGCCAACAGAAGAAAGAGUGAAUUGGAGACUGAGAAUAGGCUAGCCAAUCAGAGGGUCUUGGAAAUCCAGUCUCAGGUUGAAGAACUUCAGAAGGCAUUACAAGAUCAGGGUUCAAGAGCAGAAGAUUCAAUGCUUCUGAAGAAGAAACUGGAAGAACACUUGGAAAAACUGCACGAAGCUCACACUGAACUUCAGAAGAAGCGAGCUUACAUUGACGAUUUGGAGCCAAAAUAUAACAAUAGCUCUCAAAAGAUUGAGGAGCUUCAAGAGUCUCUGAGAAAGAAAGAUGAAGAUAUGAAACAAAUGGAGGACAGAUACAAGAAAUACCUGGAAAAGGCAAAGAGUGUUAUCAGAACCUUGGAUCCCAAACAGAACCAGGGAGCAGCCCCUGAGGUUCAGGCCCUGAAAAACCAACUGCAGGAGAAGGAGCGAAUGUUUCACUCUUUAAUGAAUGAGUAUGAGAAGACAAAGAAUCAAAGGGAUCAUGAGGAGAAACUGAUUGUCAGUGCCUGGUACAACAUGGGAAUGGCUCUUCAUAAGAAAGCAGCAGAAGACAGACUUGCUAGUACUGGUUCAGGACAAUCUUUCCUAGCGAGACAGAGACAAGCAACAAGCACACGGCGACCAUACCCUGGGCAUGUCCAACCAGCUACAGCAAGGUAGAAGAAACAGUCCACGGCCAGAGCACACAUUGUGUAGUAUAUAGUGUAAUUGCCCAUCUUCAACCACUUGGAAAAUAUCAAGUUCCUUUUUUUGAAAUUCAUUUUUUAAAAAAAACCUUUGUGCUAAUGUUCGUAUUGAAUGUAUUGCUAAGGCCACGUAUGAAGUUUGAUGCCACAAGUGCAGUAUAUCAACAACUGUGGAAAUAACUGUUCCACUUUCCAUCUUUUCCAUAAUUCAAGGAGAGGGCUACUUUUUUAUUCAGUUUUCAGCCCUAAAAUUGCCACAGACCUGAAUUUAAUCCUUUUAAUUGUUGCUGAUAAUUAAAAAUUCUUCCUCUGAUGCACAGUAUUUGGAAAAUAUGGAUAUGCUUUUAACAUUAGAUUUCUCUUAAAUUUUGAGCUGACUCAGCCAAUUCUUUGUGCUCAGGCCAGUCUAGAAUUUGGCACUACACUGGCAAUCUCACUCAGGAAGAUCAUAAAGAAAGCUGGAGUGGGAAAUGGAAAAGUUUGAGGACAUUGACUGGGCUGAAUAGCUGGAGGUUUAUUAUAGAAUCACAAAUGUUUACAGCCAUUUGGCUCAUCGUGACUUUGCUGGUGCUGGCUCCUCCACAGAGCUAACUGCUUUAACCGCAUAUGCCUGCACUUUCCCUAUUAACACUUAUUUUUCCUCAAGUAUUUCUCCAGUUCUCUUUUUAAGUAUAUCUGGGUGUUAUUGGUGUUGUCACUGAGUGCCAAAAGUAGAAAGGUAUUCCACUCCUCACCAUUUGACAUCCUUUGCAUUAAUGAACACAAAUAUUCGCCAAAUACAUGUGCAAUCUAAUUGACUAAUUUGCCUUCAGUUAAGAACAUUUGCAAAGUAGAAGCAGUUACUGGUGCUCAUUAGUUGAACAUGUGAUUUCCUUUUCAAUUUAUUUUGUACUGUCUCACAGAGCUGAAAUGGGCUUGGGGAGGGAGCUGUAUUUACCCCUUGUUAUCAACUUUGUCUUUCUUAGCAAGUGAUCCACUAUGUUCCACUAUACCACCCAAACUAACGUUGUGGCAAUAUUAAAAGUCUUUAUUCUGUUGACUAACAUUCAAACACUGCAAGAUUUCAAUCAGCUUCACUACACAUUUUCCAGCAACCAGUGGCUGUUCUAUGAGAGAACAAUUGGCUGAAACUAUAGGAUAAAUGGUGAGAAUGUAUAUUGAUCUGGGAGUCUUUUUCUUGUCACUUUUGUGCCUGUAGCAGCUGUGGCUGCAGACUCCUCACAACAAAAGCAAAUUAUGAUUAGGACUCUGUGUUUUAGAUCUCAAUGCUACAAACAGGACCCUUAAUUAAGGAAUCCAAUUGAGGAACGGUUAGAGAAAAUAGAUCAUGCUGACUUGCAGGAACUUUACUACAAAGAUCACCUCAGACUUGAGUUCUCACCAAUUUGCCUGACUUACUUCUCAGAUUCCUCAAUUAAACAAUUCUGUUAAAAGUGAUUGCAUGUUGAGAAAUCAUUUUCAACUUUGUCCAAUAAAAUAUACUAAUAAUUUAUAGCACAUUUGUGGUAUAAAUGUUAUGGGAUAGUUUUGGAGUAACUUGUGUUGCUCACUUCAGACCUUAACACUUGGGAGGUCCCCUGAUGAUAAGUUGAAUUAUAUAUUGAAAAAUUAAACUUCCAGUGUCUUUAAUUUCUCUUGUAUUAUCAACAGUUUUUAGACUUCUUGUUUUUAAAAAGUUUGAGGAGGAAAUUAAAUUGGAAUAACUAAGUCAGUGAAGAACUUUUUUAAUGGUAAUUUGUGUUUCAAAGCCAUCUUGUACUACAUAGCAUUUGACCUAAAAUGCAUCUGAUCUUAAAUUUGCAAAUUGGCUACGUAGUAAUAACCUUAUUAUAGAAUAUGGUUACUCCACUUUACAGCCUAUGCCAUGAAGUACUUUGAGACGCCCUCGUGACACAAAAGCCGCUAUAUCAAAUGCAAAGAUUAAUAUUAGUAGUGAUAAAUGUACUUUUUGUCAUUGUAGACCUUUUGACAGUGGCAGCAAUUUUGCACCAACACAGUUGCAAACAGAAAAAUUCAGUUAAUUUCAAAAGCCAUAUGAAGCUUUUUCUUAUGGUUCUAUCUAUUUCUUGAAUUUGUCUUAUAUAACUUUUCCGUUGUGAGAAAUGUAAAGAACAUUCUUCUGACGAUGUAUAAAACUUAUUUUUAAGAAUAUUUCAGUACUCAAGGGCCUAAAUGAGUUUUUGAAUGGUGAUAAGUUCAGUGUGUGUUUUCAGGGAAAAUUGUAAUCAGUUUUACAAAUACAGUAGUGCAAUUUACUGGAAGUGAUUCAAAUUGACCUGCUAAUCUUUUAGAAACGUUUAUUACACAUUAGAAUAAAUACUUUUACUUUCCCCAAUUCCUAUACGUUCUAGAAUAUAGAAAUAUGGCAAAAAAAAAUUGAAAAACCUACUCGCUCUAGCAAAAACACUGUCUGACUUCUGAUUUCAGUGGCUUCAAUAAAUGAGAUUCUUGUAGCAGAAACUAUGCAGACAAUUGAGAAUCUUCUAUCUUGAGUAAAUGUUUAAUGAUAAAUUGAUCUUAAAACUGAUGAUUUGUAAAUUUCAGUAAUUUAUAGUAAUACUUGUUUGGAGUAAGUCUGCUGCAUAUGACCUUAAAUCAUGGAAAUUUAAAGCAAAUGGAAAAUUUCUAUAUUUAGAAAAAAAAAUUGCUAAAAAAAUAUUAUCACAGACUUGAUGAUUAAAGGAACUUAAAUUCACAAGUUAUUACCUGACCUGUAUGAGAAUGUAAAUUAGAAAAUACCUCAUUUUCUUAUGUGGGCUUUAUUGUCUCAGGACUUUGUAAAACAAGGCAAUAGGAAAUGGAUAUUGGAUAAUUUACGAAUUAGAAGUGUACAUCUAUUGUGCUUCUAUCAAAACCAUCUGAAAUAAAUUAUAAUAAAUUGGGAACAUAAUAUAACGAAAAUCAUUUAAAAUACCUUUAUUACAUUGCCGGCAGUUUACAAAAAUGAAUUGAGCAGUAUGAGCCUCAGAGGCCUUGGUUAUAAGAUCUCAAAAGGAUAAUUCUACUUAAACUGUAUACCUGCUGAUUGCAGAGUAGUUUGUUAACGUGACAAAAUUAGUUUUUAUGUUGAUUUAGAUUAAAUAUAUUUUGCGUCAAUAUCUUUGGAUUUCCAUCCUCAGACUAAAAAAAGUAUUCUUUAGAGUAAUAUUAAACUCCAAGAGUAACGGAAAGUAGAUUUUCUUUUGUUUUUAAGCUGUCGGGUAAGAUGUGGAACACAUGAUGAAGACAAAUUUAUUUUAAAAAAACUGCUUUUUUUUGUCUAGGGAACCAUCUGAAGAUAGUUUAUUCAAGUCUUAUGUUAAAUUGGUUAUUUUUAAUUUACAAUAUACUCAACAAAUUGUAAUUUCCAAUGUUAUUCUUUCUACAAUCUUAUCUAUGAGCUUCCAGCACUUGCUGCAUAAUAGCUAUGCUAGCAGAAACUAUGAAUGUGACAAUUGACCAUUAACAUUUGUGUUAAGAAAAAACUGAUUAGUUUUAAAUGGCAUUAUGUGGUGCCCUUAAUUAUCUUCAAAUGGUUAGUCAUUCAAGCAAAGCCAUCCUGAUUUUCAUUUGCACUUUAUAAAGCUAAUAGAAGCUGCUGUUGUCAUAGAACUGGACUGUAGCUCAGUAUCAUUACUCUGAUUUUCAUUAUUAAUAAUUCAGUUAUAGCAAAUAAUUAAAUGUCGAUCAUUGCAUCUGAAAAAGAUUGUUUGCUUAUCCUCUCUUAUUCAUUUUUCUAAUCGUGUUUGAACCAGUAUUAGUUAUUAUUUAGGCACAAUUUUAAGGCCAAAGAAUAUGAGAUUAUAUUUAAAAAUGCAUAUGCAUUUUAAUUUUUCCCUUUUGUGUUGUAACCAAUAACAUGACCAUUAUCAUAGUAACUAAGUAAGCCUGAUACAAUACUUGCUUAACUUGGUUACACUAACUAUUAACACAUUUAAUGUAUAUGUUACAGAAGUUCAAGUGUUAAUACAUUAGCCAGUAUUCUUUCUCUUAAUAUGUUUUGUUCUUCAUUUGCAGUGACGUGAUUGCAUGACCCCCAGCAUGGCUUACCGGCAAUGAUUGUUCGUUUGCAUGACUUUUGAGUUCAGACGCAUAAUCCAGGGAACUAACCAUACCCACUGCCGUUUCAGUUAUCUAACAUGCAAAUACAACCGAUCUGUUGGUUUUAAAUGAUCCAUUUACUCAGUAGCUUUGGACUAGUCAGAGAUUGGGUGGCACAAUUUGUUUAGCAUACUGCCCUUUCUCCUUGGACCUCUAUUCGCACCCCAAAACAGACUGAUACAAUUAAGUGUUCUUUCUCUGCUGGCUGUUCAGAUCCAAACUAAAGGAAUUUAACAUGCUCAAACCAGUAGGCUGAGUCUAAAGCACAGAACUGCCCACUAUUUGGCACCAAAUUGGCAAUUUGAUCAGAGCAAAAAUGGUCCAGUAGUAGGUGCUCUUUUAAGGUUGGGCACUUUGUUGGUGCAGAUUAGAAGGACCUUUCACUUCCCACUGACAUACUGUACCUUAUCAGGAGGUCCUUGAUAGAAAGACUUAGUGUCAAAUGUAAGACUUUGACCAAACUGAUAUACCCCACCUUGAUAAGCACAAAGGGUAAUUGAAAGCUUUAAAUGUAUUAAGAAGAUGCCAUCUUGUGCCACUCGCAGCUGUCCAUCUGUUACAGAUUUUGUAUGUCUUCAUAUUUCCAUAAAUAUCUUAACAAUUCAUUUAGAUCUGUGAACUGACGAUGCUUUCUUACUUAUAGCAGCAAUCUCAGGUCUUGUACCUAAAUGCCAAUAAUUCUAAUUUCUAUGCUACAAAUGUUUCUUGCAUUGUGAUCAUUUUUAGCAUUUGUUUUCUAACUAUGGCUUUGCUUUCACUCGCUCUUACAUGGUUCUUUUUCUUUCCCCUUAUUUGCUAUAAUUGUAGCAUAUUCCUGUUUACUUUAGUCUUGAUAAAGUAUUAAUGGCCUGCUUUGACUACCUUUUGAAGGUUAGGUUAUCCGGUUCUGUAAAUGGGAGGAGAAGCCACCUGGUGCAAACCUCUAGCCUGUUGCACAUUAACAUUGUAUUAAUGUAUGUAUUUAUUUAUCUUUUGUAUUUAGAUGCAGAUCAUUGUGUUACAUUUAGAGGAUUCAUUACUUGCAUUUGUCACCCUUUUCUCUGCUUUGAUUCUAUAAUGUAACUGGCAAUUUACAUGCUGCUUAUAUAAAAUAUGUAUAUACAAUAAACUAACUGAAUUUGGUUUAUCUGUGUUCAGGAAAUGUUUACAAAGUGAACAGGAGGUUACAUGGUACCUUUCCACUAAAUAUCUUUUAACUGAUGCUUCCUAUGCUGCAACAUGUACAGUUACAACAUAUUGUAAAUAAAAGCUUGUCAAAUCACAA